This is a messenger RNA of Psammomys obesus (fat sand rat), 1564 nucleotides long. RefSeq names its product zinc finger protein 709-like. Bases 290 to 1345 code for a protein of 351 amino acids. Gene Ontology annotation, biological process: regulation of transcription by RNA polymerase II. The transcript has 4 exons. The record is from RefSeq and is a predicted model, not a curated record. NCBI's taxonomy places the organism in Eukaryota, Metazoa, Chordata, Mammalia, Rodentia, Muridae. Gene Ontology annotation, molecular function: RNA polymerase II cis-regulatory region sequence-specific DNA binding; DNA-binding transcription factor activity.
CGCCAUGCUCCCCGGCCGAGGAAGGCUCGUGGACGCGUCUGCUACGCUGUGGCCGCCGCCGCCGAGACUGUGAGGAGCGCGGCCGCGCUCGGACACCGACAUGUGCUUGCAGUACGACUUCCGUGCCGUGGAGGAUACGUGUGGAUCCCGCAGAGUCGAGUGAACCCGUGCUCAAUCAAGUAUGUGCAAUGUUUAGGCCUCAGUGCGCUUCGAGGAUGUGGCUGUGCACUUCAGCCUGGAGGAGUGGGCUUUGCUGGAUCCUUCCCAGAAGAGCCUGUACAGAGACGUGAUGCAGGAGACCUGCAGGAACCUCGCUGCAGUAGGAAACAGAUGGGAAGAGACGAAUGUUGAAGACCAUUAUAAAAAUCCUGGGAGAAAUCCAAGAAGUUCCAUGUUAGAGACCCACUAUGAGAGUACAGACAAUGGUCAGAAUGAAGAAACCAUGAAGUGGAUAGCCAGUCUCCAGAGAAGCAUGAUGACAGUUUUUUCUGGACUAAUACCGUAUGAAUCCAAUGUGUACGGAAAGGAUUCCUUGUGCCAUGUGUCCUCUAAUAGGCAUGCCACAUCUCACCCUGCUUAUAAACAUGAACAUGAGGAAUGUGGAUCCAAGCAAUAUGAUUUCAGCUCUCUCACUAGCUUUCAGAAGUGCAUGGGAGCUCACACUGGUAAGGAGCCUUGUGGAUGUGAGGUAUGUUCAAAAUCUUUCUAUUUUCCAAAUUCAUUAGGUGUACAUCACGAGGCUCACAGUGGAAAAAUGCCCUGUCAAUACAGGGAGUGUGGAAAGACCUCUCUGUACACGCCUGGAGGAACCCACACAACGGGGAAGUUUUAUGAAUGUAAUAUUUGUGGUAAAAUCUUGAGUUCUUCCGCUUCCCUUCAAAGACAUGAAAUGAUUCACACUGAUAAACUCUAUAAAUGCACAUAUUGUGGUAAAUCUUUUAGAUAUCCGAAGUAUCUUCGAUUACAUGAAAGAAUUCAUACUGGAGAAAAACCCUAUGAAUGUAAACAGUGUGGUAAAGCCUUUAGAUUUCCUGGUUCCUUGCCGUUACAUAAAAAAAUUCAUACUGGAGAAAAACCUUAUGAAUGUAAACAAUGUGGUAAAGCCUUUAGAUUUCCUGGUUCCUUACCAUUGCAUGAAAAAAUUCAUACUGGGGAAAAGCCUUAUGAAUGUAAGCAAUGUGGUAAAGCUUUUAGGCGUCACUAUCAUCUUCAGUUACAUGAAAAAAUUCAUACUGGGGAAAAACCCUAUGAAUGUAAACAGUGUGGGAAAGCCUUCCGACGGCACAGUCAUCUUCAGAGACAUGAACGGACUCAUGCUGGAAAGAAACCCCGUGAAUGUAAAUAACAUGCUAAACCCUGUGCACUUCACAGCUAUCUUCUGUUACAUGAAAGAAUUCACACUGGAGGAAAAAAUGCAGUCAGCGUAAACAGCGUUGGAAAAGCUUGCACUUACGUGAACUCGGUCAUAUUAGAUGCGAACCCUAUGAAGUAGACACUGUGGUGAAGCCUUUACAUGUGAUUACCAGCUUCAGUUUCAUAAAUAAAUUUAUGCCCGAGAAAGCUA